Molecule: messenger RNA, 1449 nt
Organism: Penicillium brevicompactum
Lineage: Eukaryota; Fungi; Ascomycota; Eurotiomycetes; Eurotiales; Aspergillaceae
Product: ADP-ribosylation factor GTPase-activating protein
Exons: 6
Coding region: 1-1449 (482 amino acids)
Biological process (GO): COPI coating of Golgi vesicle
Molecular function (GO): GTPase activator activity
Source: RefSeq, a predicted model, not a curated record
AUGAGUGCCACCAAGGCGCAGUCUCAAAAGAUUUUUGAGAAAAUCAAGCUUAAGGCCGCAAACAAGGUGCGACCCCCACCCCCGGAAGCCGCUGCCAAGAACCCAACAUGGUCCUCGGUGCCAUUCGGAAUCUACCUUUGUCUCGAUUGCUCUGCCCACCACCGUAACCUCGGUGUGCACAUCUCCUUCGUCCGAUCAACAAACCUCGACCAGUGGCAAUGGGAACAACUCCGAGUGAUGAAAGUCGGCGGAAACGAGUCUGCGACCAAGUAUUUCCAAACCCACGGAGGUUCCGCUGCGCUCGCCAGCAAGGAUUCCAAAGUCAAGUACACAUGCAACGCGGCUGUCAAAUAUAAGGAAGAGCUCAAGAAGCGCGCUGCGCUUGAUGCGCAACAGUAUCCUGGAGAGGUUGUCAUUACAGAUCUCCCCGCCGGCACCCCUGAAGAUGGAUCUAGCACCCCCGCUGGCGAUGCGGAUGACGACUUCUUUUCCUCCUGGGACAAGCCCUCGAUCAAGCGUCCCAGCAACCCUCCAUCGCGCACCGGUACUCCGCCAGUCGUCAGUCGCACCGGCUCUCCUUUCCUGAACGCAGGUGCCAACGCCAAUGGGUCCCGCUCCAAGUCCCCUUUGUCUGCAUCUGAAGAGAAGAGCGCCUCUCCCGCGCCAACCGCCAUUCGCCCCACCACUGCUGCUCGAAAGACCACUACAUCUAGCACCGCCAAGAAGGGCAGCCUGCUCGGUGCUAAGAAGGCGCCGAAGUUGGGAGCCAAGAAGGUCGCUGCGGCUGAUCUGAUUGAUUUCGAUGAGGCUGAGCGUAAGGCUAAGGAAGAGGCCGAGCGCAUUGAAAAGCUUGGCUACGACCCCGAGGCCGAACAAGCAGAGGCCGAGGCCAAGAAGGCUGCGACCGCUGCCGCUGCCGUGCCGAUUGCGGCUCCUACUCCUGUCAGCCCCGCUGGCAAGUCUCAUGAGCGACAGUCGAGCGAUGUCGAACGGCUAGGCAUGGGCAUGAACAGACUCGGCUUCGGUCAGGUGUCGAAGCCUGCUGCCCCCAAGAAGCCGACCUUUGGAUCCGUCGGUCCUGCCAAGCCCAACCCUGCUGAUGAUGCCGAGCUCGCUCAGACCAGGACCCGAUUCGGUACCCAGAAGGGUAUUUCUUCCGACGAGUUCUUCGGGCGUGAGCGAUUUGACCCCGCUGCGCAGUCAGAGGCCAAGGAACGUCUUCGUCAAUUCGAUAGCGCUACAUCCAUCUCCAGCAACAACUACUUCGGCCGGCCCGAGGAUGAGAUCAAUGCACUUGAUGAUGGUUACGGCGAUAUGGAAGUUGCGGCCAAGGAUUUCAUCCGCCGCUUCGGCAUCACUGCCGGAGACGAUCUUGAGAACCUCUCGCAUCUUGUCGGUGAGGGUGCUACCAAGCUGCAAGGUGCUAUCCGCACUUACCUGAACAACUAG